GUUUAUCGUCAUCACUUCCGUGUUUUGAGCGGGGACAUAUUGGAAAGGGGCACAGAUGAGGAUUUCGGCUAGCUCAAAGCUGCAUUUAUGUUUCCUUUGAGAUUUUCCGUUUGUGUUUUCGUUCGGAAGUAAAAUUAGACUAUUUAUAAAUUACAUUUUUUAGCGCCUGUUUGAGUUUUUAGUCGGUGUGUGAGAGAUGAGCAGCAAUAUUAACAAGAGAGCUCCUGCGACAGCGACACAGAGAUUAAAACAGGAUUACCUGCGAAUAAAGAAAGAUCCGGUCCCGUACAUAUGUGCAGAACCGCUCCCUUCAAACAUACUGGAAUGGCACUAUCUUGUCCGUGGUCCUGAGAAAACACCCUAUGAAGGCGGUUAUUAUCACGGGAAGCUCAUAUUCCCUAGAGAAUUCCCGUUCAAACCACCGAGCAUAUACAUGAUCACACCCAACGGCAGAUUUAAAUGUAACACGAGAUUAUGUCUCUCCAUCACUGAUUUUCACCCGGACACGUGGAACCCUGCGUGGUCAGUGUCCACCAUCCUCACUGGCCUCCUGAGCUUCAUGGUGGAAAAAGGUCCCACUCUGGGCAGCAUAGAAACAUCUGAUUUUACCAAAAGACAGCUCGCCUCGCAGAGCCUCGCCUUUAACAUUAAGGACAAAGUGUUCUGCGAGCUGUUCCCAGAUGUCGUUGAUGAGAUCAAGCAGAAGCAGCGACGGCAAGAAGAGCUGAGUUCCCGCUCUCAGGCCCUGCCUCUGCCCGACGUCGUGCCCGACAGCGAGGGCCAGAACGGACGCCCAGCCCAGAACGGACACGGGCCUGCUGGGGCGGCUCAGCCCGCUGACGUCCGGCGGGUCAACCGCAACCACGGACUCCUAGGAGGAGCGCUAGCGAACCUGUUCGUCAUCGUCGGCUUUGCUGCUUUCGCAUACACAGUCAAGUACGUGCUGCGGAGCAUCGCACAGGAAUGAACACGGAGAGGACUGGACCUACUAUUACGCCAAAAAACAAGGAGGCAUCCUCUUGUUUUGUCCAAAUCAAAAGCAAACAGGGCUAAUAGUGAGUUAGUGAGUGUCCCAGCAAAGAAAAGGAGUCACGUGAUGCCCUUAUUACAGCUAUAAAGACAGUCGGGGUAUGGAGGAUAUUUAUAGGUAAUGAAAUGUAACACUUCUCCCUGUAUUCAGCCCCACAUUAUAACAGGAAUUAUUUUCAGACUUGUCCACAUGGCACUCUCGAGAACUUUUGUGUGAAAUCAUCUUGCUGUGCGUCAAGCGCCUUUUAUAAUCCUCCUGUUUCUAUUUCACUGAGACGUGAUAGACUAUAAACAAGCUCCACCUUUUUGAAGAAAUACAUAAAAAUAAGGAUGAAUUUUUAGCAUCCACAUUGUUUUAUUUUCUGUUAACAAGCGGAUUAUUUUGUACUUUUGUGGAGCCAAGAACAGCAGCACCAUCACCACCGGUCAUAUAAGAAAUUACACAGAAUGGUAUGAAGUAGAGACUGGGGUUGAUUCAGAUAGUUUGAUGUGAAAUAUGAACUUGUGAACGGUCAAAUCUUGCACUUAUGAUGGUGCUUAUACAUAACUGUACAACUUUUUUUCAGGUAGGAACAAAACUUGCGUUAUAUUCAUCGUUACAGGAGUAGCCAGGGAUAGUUUGCUUCCCAAGCCUUGUAUUCAAGCGACAAAUUGGGGUGUCUUUACUGAGAAAAUAUGAUUAAUUAUAUUUGAGGAAAGAACUAUUGAUACCUGAAGAUGACUCCUUCCUUACAUCAGCAAAUUUAAGUGAUUUUUAAGUUUGUUCUUGUUAUCACUUACGUUUUAGCAGCUAUAACGGUCAUUUCCUCACCAGCCCCUCUUUUUUUUCUCUCUCUUCAAGUCAAUUUUCAAAAAUGCAGCUUGUCAUGCUACAGAGAAACCAGAAAGCACCUUGUCCUCUGUCCUGAAGGCUCAUACAAAGCACUGACACUGGAGACUCCUUCCAUAAAUCUUAAAACAAUGUCUCCUUCACUAUAUCAGUGAUUAUGCAUGUGAAGUGUCCACAGUACAAGUCCCUGUGUAUGUUACUAUAGAAACAAUACCAUAUUAGAGCGUAUUAAUAUAAAUUUGAUUUACAGCUGCACUACUGUCAGAGCUGCUGUUAUAGAAAAUUAAUCAAUGCCUUCUGAUAAAUCAGAUUUGAGAAUGUAGUUGAAAUCUCACAGACACGGGGGAAAAAACUAAAAAGAUGACCGGGCAAGUAAUAUAAAUGACUGAUAAAUACGACUAAUAAUUUGCCCUUCUUCAGAACAAUUUACCACUUUAUCGAUUACAAAUAGGUCUUAUUACCCUACAAGAAGACUUUUGGAUAGCAGCUAUUAAUUAAAGAACAUUCUUGAGAUGAGGUUAAUGAAGUUCAUAGUGUUAUGAAUUUUUCAGGAAACACACCCCAGAUUGUAGCCUGUUACAGUAUGCAAUUCUGUUGGAUCCAGACGUCAGUGUGUAACCCAUGAUGGCUCGUGUCUUCGCUAAGUUUUUGUUUAUAGGAACUCAUUCUAUUGGACCAUCCAACACUACAGUUUGUUCUAUUGUUUGUGCAUUUUGGGGAUUUUUCACAAUUACCUGAGCACUAUAACGCACAAAAAUCUUUAAUUAAGGCUUUUAUGGUGUAAUUUGUGCAAUAUCAUUCAACAGAUUUUAAAUAAAAUUUGAUUUACUUAA
Pangasianodon hypophthalmus (striped catfish) is the source of this 2691-nucleotide messenger RNA. RefSeq names its product ubiquitin-conjugating enzyme E2, J2 (UBC6 homolog, yeast) (gene ube2j2). NCBI's taxonomy places the organism in Eukaryota, Metazoa, Chordata, Actinopteri, Siluriformes, Pangasiidae. The record is from RefSeq and is a predicted model, not a curated record. The transcript has 7 exons. The coding region runs from base 197 to 967 and encodes 256 amino acids.